Anguilla rostrata (American eel) is the source of this 4046-nucleotide messenger RNA. Its product is annotated as serine/threonine-protein kinase pdik1l. Gene Ontology annotation, molecular function: protein kinase activity; ATP binding. The coding region runs from base 471 to 1511 and encodes 346 amino acids. The transcript is spliced from 3 exons. Gene Ontology annotation, biological process: protein phosphorylation. The record is from RefSeq and is a predicted model, not a curated record. Gene Ontology annotation, cellular component: nucleus; cytoplasm. NCBI's taxonomy places the organism in Eukaryota, Metazoa, Chordata, Actinopteri, Anguilliformes, Anguillidae.
CUAGCUUCUGGUUUGGCUGCAGGGUAAAGCGUCGUUGCACCUCCAGUUUAUGCGUUGCAAAUUCAGUGACGGCAGAAUGGGUGGGAACCUGCUUGUGAACUCCACAUGGGCGUUCAAUCGAGAUGCAGCGGAACCCAUUUUUCUAUUCUAUAUUGAAAGCUUGCGGAAAGAACGCCCCACGAAAGUGAAUAGGGAGGGGGCAGUAUUUCCCCACUUUCGUGGCUAAUGACUAUCCAAUCCGGUUGUUAGUGUUGGUUUUUAGAACCAGUUAUGUGCGCGCUAUAGGGUAAGGGAAUCUCCGUGAAAGUCCGCGAGCUUGUCACGCUCUCACAUUUUGACACACGCACACUGUGACAAGGAGCAGCACGAGAGCGAGCAGCCGCCGCGUAUAAUGGCUGCCACGGAAUGUGACAAAAGGCGGCAAAUAAAACGGUGAAACGGAAGAAAAUAUCACGGAAGCGAGGCAGAGGAUGGUGAGCAGCCAGCCCAAGUACGAGCUGAUCCAGGAGGUGGGGCGGGGCACGUACGGCGUGGUGUACGAGGCGGCGGUGCGGCGCACGGGCGCCCGCGUGGCCGUCAAGAAGAUCCGCUGCCACUCGCCGGAGAACGUGGAGCUGGCGCUGCGCGAGUUCUGGGCCCUCAGCAGCAUCCAGAGCCAGCACCCCAACGUCAUCCACCUGGAGGAGUGCGUCCUGCAGCGGGACACCCUGGCCCAGAGCAUGAGCCACGGCUCCACCUCCUCGCUCUACCGGGAGCUGGUGGAGACGUCGCUGAAGGGCGAGAUCGCCUUCAACCCGCGCCUGGCCUACUACCUGUGGUUCGUGAUGGACUUCUGCGACGGCGGCGACAUGAACGCCUACCUGCUCUCGCGCAAGCCCAGCCGGCGCACCAACACCAGCUUCAUGCUGCAGCUGAGCAGCGCGCUGGCCUUCCUGCACCGCAACCAGAUCAUCCACCGCGACCUCAAGCCCGACAACAUCCUCAUCUCGCAGGGCCCGGCGGCGGCGGCGGCGGCCGGCCGCGGGCCCGAGCCCACGCUCAAGGUGGCCGACUUCGGGCUCAGCCGCGUCUGCUCGGCCUCGGGCCUCAGCCCCGAGGACCCGGCCAGCGUCAACAAGUGCUUCCUGUCCACGGCGUGCGGCACCGACUUCUACAUGGCGCCCGAGGUGUGGGAGGGCCACUACACGGCCAAGGCGGACAUCUUCGCGCUGGGCGUGAUCAUCUGGGCCAUGGUGGAGCGCAUCACCUUCGUGGACGCGGAGACGCAGAAGGAGCUGCUGGGGAGCUACGUGCUGCAGGGCUCGGAGAUGGUGCCCCUGGGCGAGGCGCUGCUGGAGAACCCGCGCCUGGAGCUGCUCAUCCCCGCCCGCAGGAAGAAGAGCAUGAGCGCCGCCAUGCGGCAGCUGAUCCGCGACGCGCUCUCGGCCAAUCCGCAGGAGCGGCCCGACGCCGUGGAGCUGGAGCUCCGCCUGGUCAGGAUCGCCUGCAGGGAGCUGGACUGGGACACAUGACAGGGAGGAGGGGACUGUGUACGCAAAUACACACGCACAACACACGCACGCACAUAACAUACGCACACACAUGACUCAGACACACACACAUAACACUCUCAUAUAUAUAACGCUCUCAUAUACGCACACAUAACACGUACACAUAUACAUAAUACACACAUAACACAUAACAUACACAUACAUAACACAUAUACAUAAUACACAUACAUAUCACACAUACACACACCCACAUACAUAACACACACACACACGCACACACACAUAACAUACACACACACAUUACAUACACAUAACACACAUACACACGCUCGCACACACACAUAACACACAAACACACAUAACAUGCACACUCACACACACUCUCACGCACGCACACACACACACACAUAACGUACACAUACACACAUAACGUACACACAUACACAUAACACACACACUCACACACACACACACACACAUAAGAUGCACACAAUACACAUAACACACACACACACACAUGUACACACACUCUCUCUCUCUCUCUGGCUCGAUACUCACAUGUACACAUAAACACGUGCGCACACUGUAAAACUAGGACACAAUAAGGUUGUGUAAAACUGUGUCUUCUUCCAGAAUCUGCUGCAUCAGGUGUUUCCAGGGAACAGCAACACCACUAACUCCGCGGUUCCUCUACGAGCCCAGACAAACAGGGCUGGAACCCUUCCUUUUCACUAAGACUGUUUUAAAGCCUUUUUUAAAAAAUGUUUUAAACAACCCUUACUUCUGUUCUGAGUCCACAGGCGGACAGGGCGCUUUGCUUUGUGAGACUAUUUGACUCGAUUGUAUCUGUUGAAGCCCACGCAACCCCACAGAUCCCAAAGUUUACAGUCCUGUCCUCGCUCCCCAGUCAGUUGCUCAACGCUGACAAGCGGCUUGUCAUCACAGACCGCGAACCCCCCCCCCCCCCCUUCCCCGGCCGGUGCUGCUCGUAGUCCCCCGCGGUUGUUGGUGCGAGCGACGCGCUUGUCAGUCUUCACUGUGACCUUCAGCCGUACUAUAUCAGGAAAAGCCCUCGCCUGCUCGCGCGUGCCACCAGCAGAUCCCUCUGACUGCGUCCUUAAGGUGGUCCGUUUUAACCCUUCCUGAGCUGUGGGGACCCCGGAGCCCGGACUGGGAAAGACCACCUUAAGCCACCGGAGCUUCGGUAGAUCAGCACGGCGGCCUGCCGUCCUCAGGAAGCUAGCUGCCUUCCGGGGGCUGAGCCGCCAUUUUCUGCAGGGUUCACUGUUUCCCAGGGAGUUAGAGAGGUGGGGGCACGUCCAUAAUAACAAACAUUCACAAUAAUAACGACUGACAAUGAGAAUGCGUUCCUUGAAAUGUCUCAGUUUCGUUAUGAACCCGUUUACGAGAACUUGGAACUCGAAUCUGUCUUUGUGUUCAGUCUUUGGAAUGGAAGUAGGUUCCCCUCAAGCUUUGAAGAGUGCGGCAGUUGUUGUUUUCUGAAAGGGCGAGGCAGAUGCUUGUUCCCUCGUCCUGCAGAUCGUACGUUUGUGUAACGGAAGCUCCCGCCGCUGGGUACCGGGGUGCUGCGCUGGUUCAGCUGAGGGGCUUUGAGAGCUGGAGUUGGUAUCAAACGUGUGGAGGCGCUCUUUUCCAUCGGUGCCUCUUCACGCACUGGGUGCACUGGCCUUGUUCAUUUGAAAUGGCGGGGGUUUUUUUUACAUUUCGUUUUAUCGCCACGUUUAAUUGCUUGAGGUGUCGAUUUCAGACGUGAUUUUCAGGGUUGCUCGGCUCAGAGAUUCACUGCAGAGUUUUCGCCAUUUUUGCAGUCCCGGUUUUUAAGUGACUCUUACGAAAAGGCACGGGGAAGACGUGCUCCUUUUUUUCUUAAACCAGCGGCCCGCUGCAUUGGAGGUGUCUUGCGUCUGUUCCCACGCUCGCUGACAAACAGGGUGCUGUGGGCGGUGCCCUUUUCAACCUGUCCGUCAGGCACGGGUCAGAGACCUGGUUGGUCCAUGUGUGCGGUGUCGAAGACAACCCCAGAACUGGAGUGUAUCCAUGGUCAAUAAUUUCAGUUUUUUUAGGUACUGCUAGCAGUCUGUCAGGCAUUUUUUUGAAGUUGCCAUUCCUUCAGUGUUAAAGCAGUUGCUCUGGUCUGUUGACAGUUAAACCAAACUUGUAUUUUCAGUGUCGUUUUUACUUCUGAGCAAAGUCAAAAUCCAUCUUCAGAUAUUUUAACUUUAGGUCUGAGAAUGUUUUUAAUCUUAACAGCCUUUUAAGCAGUGGCCAGUAUUAAGCUAUUAGCUGCAUUGCUGUAGAAGGACAGCCCAGGACAGCUGUGAACCUGUGUCAUUAAGGAGGUGUCUGUUCCAAGUCGGCCUCGUUUGAAAUUCAGUUCUCGUACCGCAUCACUCCAGGUCCUCAGUGAACUGCUUGAGCUCGAGCUGAGAAGCAUUUAGCGGUCGAAGCAGGCCCCUGUCCCUGACGGAUGGCUUUAUCUUUAAACCGAUAUAAAUGCGAAGCAGACCGUAAUAAAGCAUGGCGAACAUCGGUGGG